AUGGCCCCGGGGGACACAUAUGUCACGCCGCGACGGAGCGCCCGCGCGCCGCGCGCGAGCACAGGCGUACCCGUGAAACGCCCCAAAAGGCCCUCUAUCGGGAUACCUGCGGGCAUCUACGGAGAAGACACGCACGGCCGGACCGUCGACGCAAAGCUCCGUCCGGGCUCGCCUGCAUCUGCGCUGCGCCGAGGCGGUGGCCGCCGCGCGCUGACGCCGCGCUCCAGGGGCAAGGGCAAGGGGAGGCGCACCGCGCCGCCCCAGCCGCCCCCGUCGCCUGCCCGGGCGCUGCUCACGCAGGCGCGGCGCGCGGCGGCGCGCGGCGCGGACGUGCGCGGCCGGCGGCCGUUCAUCAUGGACGUCAUCCUGAACGCGCGCGCGCCGGUGUCCGAGUACAGCGAGGACGUGCUCAUGGACGCGCUCGAGCGCAGCCAGGCGGCGCUGCCCCGCGCGCGGCGGCACUACGCCUUCGACGGCGUGGAGAGCGUGGACGCGUACUGGGCGGACCAGGCGGCGCUGUGGCGCGGGGUCGCGGCGGACCAGAGGGACGGGUCCCCGCUGCAGCGGUACCAGGUCUCCGCAGAACGCUCGACGGCUGGCUGGGAGACGGACGGGGACGAGGACGCGGCCUCGUCGACGUCCGGCCCGUCCGACUGCGGCCUGGUACCUGUCGCCUCCCUCCCAAGCUCCCCCAGCUACAGCGCAGGCAGCAUUGACGGUGGAUGGUUUUAUAGCGGUCCGCCAAGGCUCCUACUAGAGCAACCGGUAGAGAUGGGGGAUUCAGAUGCCUGA
Molecule: messenger RNA, 792 nt
Organism: Postia placenta MAD-698-R-SB12
Lineage: Eukaryota; Fungi; Basidiomycota; Agaricomycetes; Polyporales; Adustoporiaceae
Exons: 1
Coding region: 1-792 (263 amino acids)
Source: RefSeq, a predicted model, not a curated record